Molecule: messenger RNA, 1287 nt
Organism: Hyphopichia burtonii NRRL Y-1933
Lineage: Eukaryota; Fungi; Ascomycota; Pichiomycetes; Serinales; Debaryomycetaceae
Product: tRNA:m4X modification enzyme
Exons: 1
Coding region: 1-1287 (428 amino acids)
Biological process (GO): tRNA methylation
Source: RefSeq, a predicted model, not a curated record
AUGCCAGAAACGACCAUUGAAAGUAAUAAAAGAAGAAAGUAUGAUAAAAAGACUCAAGUGAAACCAAACCAGUGUGAGUUUUUCCUCGCUAAGAAGAAUAGAAGAUGUUCCAUGCAGAGAAAAGCCAAUCAAAAGUACUGCUCUGAGCAUAUGAGUAAUGAUCAGGAUGAAGCUAAGGGUAAAAGAAUACCAUGUCCAUAUGACAAUCAACAUACUGUUUGGACAAAAGACCUUAGUGUGCAUUUGAAGAAAUGUAAUUCCAGACCAAAGGAAGAGCAUGAACCAUGGUAUGAAAAGGAUAUUAAUAUCAAUUUAAAAGGAGAUUCCACAGAGAUUGAUGUUACUGAAGAAGACAAAGAAUUACUGGAGGAAGUACUCCUUGAUAAAUACAUACCUAUUUUGAAGAAAGCAGUAAGUGAUUUUCUUGAUUUGAAGCAUGAGCCAUCUGAACACCAAGGAUUAGAUGCUAAACUUUUGGGAUUAUUGAAAAAGAAGCAUGCACUUCAACAUUCUUCGUUAAUUGGAAAUCUUAAAGACCGAGAAUUAUUGAAGAGGGAUAAUUUCUAUGUUGAGUUUGGUUGCGGUAAGGGAGAACUAUCCAGAUCCUUAAACCAAUGCAUAAUGUCAGAUAUAAAAGGUGGUGAAGAAGAAGAACAAACCGGGAAAUAUGGAUUUGGUCUAAUCGACAGAGGAGUUAAUAGAUUGAAGCUGGAUAGAAGAAUCAUAAAGGAUUGUGAAGAAGGCAAAUUUCCGUAUGCCCAUCCAAUUAUUAGAAGAAGUAGAAUUGAUAUCAAGGAUUUAAAACUUGAUAAUUUUGUACUUGACUUAGAACCCAAAAAAGUUGUUGGGAUAUCCAAGCAUUUGUGUGGGGCCGCUACUGAUUUGACAUUGAAGCUGAUAUUCAACUCUACAUUAUUAUCUGAAAACCUCGAUAAGUUUGGUGGUUUACUAAUUGCAAUGUGCUGUAGACAUGCAUGUCAAUAUCAACAAUUAUUACCCCAAUCGCAAAAAUACUUGUAUGAAAAAGGGUUCAAAACAGAAGAGUCUUUCAAGAUAUUGAAAAAAAUAGUAUCAUGGGCCGUUAGUGGCUUCAGAGAGAACGAGGAGAAGUCUAGCGAAGGUGAUAGAGAAGACUUAGGUCUAUUAGGAAGAAGACUAAUUGAUGAAAGUAGAGUUUGGGCAAUUAAUCAAAUACUAUCCGAUAAGGGGCUCAUUGCUGAAAUGUUUAUUUAUACUGAUAAAGAAAUAACAUUAGAAAACUCCUGUUUAUGUAUACGACCAAAAUAA